Limulus polyphemus (Atlantic horseshoe crab) is the source of this 1009-nucleotide messenger RNA. RefSeq names its product techylectin-5B-like. The coding region runs from base 10 to 549 and encodes 179 amino acids. NCBI's taxonomy places the organism in Eukaryota, Metazoa, Arthropoda, Merostomata, Xiphosura, Limulidae. The record is from RefSeq and is a predicted model, not a curated record. The transcript has a single exon.
UAGGUGAUAAUGAGAAGAGGUGAUUUUGCUACACCCCGGGUGGAUUUUGAUCAAGCUUGGAACACGUAUAAAGAAGGUUUUGGAAACCCAGAAGGCGAAUAUUGGAUCGGCAACAAAUAUAUACACUUGCUAACAAGUCAAGGGGAUCAGAUGACACUCCGAGUGAGCCUAGAAUCUUUCGACGGGGACACGGUGGACAUGACUUACGACAGUUUUCAAUUGAGUUCCGAGGAAGAUAACUACAUGCUAAAAAUGGGGAAUUAUUUAGGUCAUCCCGGAUAUCUAGGAACUUCUCUUCGUUACCACCAUCAUCAACCUUUCAGUACCAGGGACCGAAACAAUCAACGAUCUAGGCAGAACUGUGCAGAGGAUUUUAAGGGAGGGUGGUGGUUCACUAGGUGUUAUUCUGCUUUCUUAACUGGAAUAUAUUAUCAACCAGGACCACCUCACCCUCGAAAAGGCAUAAGAUGGAAUGCUUGGAAAGGUAACGCUCCUCUAAAAGGAGCUAAAAUGAUGAUUAGGCCUAUGCAUUUCACACCACACAAGUGAGAUCUUCUUACAAGUAAGUAGUUUAGUGGGCCUUAAAAAAAGUAAUAGUUUAGGAAUUACUAAACAAAAUUCUCCAAGAUUAGUCAUGCAUGUGUAUGUGUGUGUUCACCCUAGCAUGUUAGAGACUUGUGGUGAAUUGCUUUCUGGGCAUUAUGUUAUGGAGAAAAUUCGUACAAUAAACAAAGACAUUUAUAUUCUGCGACAGUCCUCUUCGAAGACAGCUGUUUAAAUAAUAAUAUAUUCUUGUUAUCAUAGUUCUUAAUGGAAAUAUGAGCCAUAUCUUACAAAUGAAUAGUGCUUGUUUUCAGUUAAUAUUUAAAAACAAACAAUCUUGGAAUAAAUAACUAUUAUACCAAGUCUCGUUAUCUCCGGAAGGUUUCGUUUUUAUGCUUUGUAUCUUAAUACCAAAGAAAAAAUCAACUCGAAAUAAAGAAUAGCUCAAACUGUUAUCAGUUCUUGA